CCCCCCCCCCCCCCCCCCAAAAAAGAGAGAGAGAGUGAGAUAGAAUAAUCCUUAAGCUUCUUCAAACAAUGGCUGGCAAAAACCCACUUCAAAAAUGCUUUCUUUCCAUCAUCUUAUCCCUCAAUCUCAUGGUUCUACAUGCAGAAACUGGUCAGAAGAAGACUUAUGUUGUCCAUAUGGACAAAUCUGCCAUGCCUUCACCUUACACUAAUCACCUACAGUGGUACACUUCAAAGAUAGACUCUGUAAGAGAUCCCAAAUCACACGAAGAAGAAGAAGGUGACAGAAUACUCUACACUUACCAGACAGCGUUUCAAGGAUUAGCAGCUCGACUUAGCAAAGAGGAAGCAGAGAGGCUCGAGGAAGAACCUGGUGUCAUAGCUGUGAUUCCUGAGACAAGGUACGAGCUUCACACCACAAGAAGUCCCAGGUUUCUUGGGUUAGAGAGGCAAGAGAGUGAGAGAGUUUGGGCAGAGAGAGUCACCGACCAUGAUGUGAUAGUUGGUGUUUUGGACACUGGGAUAUGGCCUGAGAGCGAGAGCUUCAACGACACAGGCAUGUCCCCUGUUCCUUCUACUUGGAGAGGUGCCUGUGAAACCGGAAGAGGGUUCUUGAAACAUAACUGCAACAGAAAGAUUGUCGGUGCUAGAGUUUUCUACAGAGGAUACGAAGCUGCAACGGGGAAGAUCGACCAAGAGCUUGAGUACAGAUCACCUAGAGACAAAGACGGUCACGGGACGCACACUGCAGCCACGGUAGCUGGCUCACCUGUCAGAGGAGCAAAUCUUCUUGGAUUUGCUUACGGAACGGCUCGAGGGAUGGCUCCAAAGGCAAGAGUGGCUGCUUACAAAGUCUGUUGGGUUGGAGGAUGUUUCAGCUCGGACAUCUUGUCAGCUGUUGAUCAAGCCGUUGCCGAUGGAGUUCAUGUUCUCUCUAUAUCCUUAGGUGGUGGGAUCUCAACUUAUUCACGUGACAGUUUGGCUAUAGCAACGUUCGGAGCGAUGGAGAUGGGUGUGUUCGUCUCGUGUUCAGCUGGUAAUGGAGGUCCUGACCCGAUCAGCCUCACGAAUGUUUCACCGUGGAUCACAACGGUUGGUGCAAGUACCAUAGACAGAGACUUUCCAGCCACGGUGAAGCUAGGAACUAGAAGAGUAUUCAAAGGAGUUUCUCUUUACAAAGGCAGAACAGUUUUGUCUCGGUCCAAACAGUAUCCUCUUGUUUACUUUGGUAGGAACGCAAGCAGCCCUGAUCCCACCUCGUUCUGUCUAGACGGUGCUCUCGACGGGCACAACGUGGCAGGCAAGAUCGUGAUAUGCGACCGCGGUGUUACUCCGCGUGUGCAAAAGGGUCAGGUUGUGAAAAGAGCUGGAGGAGUUGGGAUGAUACUGACCAACACCGCGACAAACGGCGAAGAGCUGGUAGCAGAUUGUCAUCUGCUACCAGCCGUUGCGGUAGGGGAGAAAGAAGGUAAAGUGAUCAAGGAGUAUGCGAUGACGAGUAAAAGAGCCACUGCGAGUUUAGAGAUCCUUGGGACAAGAGUUGGAAUCAAACCGUCUCCUGUUGUAGCAGCAUUCUCUUCGAGAGGACCCAACUUUCUCUCCCUGGAGAUCUUGAAACCGGACUUGCUAGCUCCGGGAGUGAACAUUCUCGCGGCUUGGUCUGGAGACAUGGCGCCAUCGAGUCUGUCGUCUGACAAAAGGAGGGUUAAGUUCAAUAUACUGUCGGGAACUUCCAUGUCGUGUCCUCACGUGAGCGGUGUGGCUGCUUUGAUCAGAUCAAGGCAUCCGGAUUGGAGUCCCGCAGCGGUCAAAUCGGCUCUCAUGACGACGGCUUACGUUCACGACAACAUGCUUAAGCCUCUUACGGAUGCAGCGGGAGAAGAACCUUCGUCGCCUUAUGAUCACGGUGCUGGACAUAUAGAUCCUUUGAAAGCUAUAGAUCCUGGUCUUGUCUACGACAUUGGACCUCAGGAGUAUUUUGAUUUCCUCUGCACUCAAGAGUUGAGUCCUUCGCAGCUCAAGGUCUUCACAAAGCAUUCGAACAGAUCUUGCAAACACAGUCUUGCCGGUAAUAACCCUGGAAACUUGAACUACCCUGCGAUUUCAGCUUUGUUCCCAGAGAACACACGUGUUAAAGCUAUGACACUUAGAAGAACCGUGACCAAUGUUGGUCCUCACGUUUCAAGCUACAAGGUCUCUGUCUCUCCUUUCAAAGGCGCAACCGUCACAGUCCAGCCAAAGACACUCAAUUUCACUACGAAACACCAGAAGCUUUCCUACAGUGUUACUUUCAGGACGAAGCUGCGGAUGAAGAGGCCUGAGUUUGGUGGUCUUUUAUGGAAGAGUGCGACGCAUAAGGUUCGUAGCCCGGUUAUAAUCACAUGGUUGCCUCCUCUGUAGAGAGGACAAACCGUUAUUGAAGAAACUCUAAUGUUUUAGUUUCAACAAAUAAGAUUUCUUUAUGUAAGGAGGGAGAGAUGAGCUCUUCUCUAGAAGCAAUGCUUUAAAAAACAUUUUCAGUAGUUUUUAGUUCAUGUUCUUGCAGAAGCUACCUUUUAAAAUAAAAUACCGUGUUUUCAUCAAA
Molecule: messenger RNA, 2583 nt
Organism: Raphanus sativus (radish)
Lineage: Eukaryota; Viridiplantae; Streptophyta; Magnoliopsida; Brassicales; Brassicaceae
Product: subtilisin-like protease SBT1.3
Exons: 1
Coding region: 69-2399 (776 amino acids)
Biological process (GO): proteolysis
Molecular function (GO): serine-type endopeptidase activity
Source: RefSeq, a predicted model, not a curated record